Staurois parvus is the source of this 1224-nucleotide messenger RNA. Lineage: Eukaryota; Metazoa; Chordata; Amphibia; Anura; Ranidae. The record is from the annotation of a GenBank genome assembly.
AUGAUCUCUGUGAAGGAGCAGGAGGCCAUCAGCCACCUCAUGGAGUUCUUCAAGGACUGGGACAAUGGCGGUAAGGUCACCCGCUGCCGAAUUCUCAACAACUUCAUCACCUCCAAUCAGGGGAAGAACGCGCCGGAACUGGAGGAGGAGUUUACCCAGGGGGGCAGCCUGUUCCUGGCCCGGAUCACCACAUGGCUGAGACUCUCAUAUAUGUUCGGGACGUGUCUGAAGGAAAUUUUGCAGUCUAUCUCCAUUUUCCUCUCAUCUGCCGGCAGUGGUCGUUAUAAGGUGGAGUUUGUGGAGGUUGGAGGCAUCCUGACGCUGCUGGAGAUUUUGGGAUUGAAACAGAUAAAUGAUCAAAACAAGAUAGAGGCUCUGAAAAUUCUGCAGAUCCUGGGCCGAUCCGGACGAACAUACAAAGAGCUGAUCUGUGAGAGCUACGGAGUUCGUUCUGUUGCUGAAUGUCUGGCCAAGUCUAAGUUAGAAGAGACUCAGGAACAGGCCCAAGUGCUGCUGGAGCUCCUGGCUCACGGGAACCCCAAGUACCAGACACAAGUGUAUAAGGGGCUGAUCGCCCUCCUGGCCUGCGACUCCCCCAAAGCCCAACACCUGACCCUGCAAACACUGCGCACUGUGCAGGGAGAUUGCAGUCCCUGUUGAGCAGUUUUACAAAUACUAGAAGGUUUGCUCAUUGUUGCAUUUUGAUUGGUUGCAGCUCUGCAGCUGAUUCGGGAGCUGAUGGUCACCGAUGUGCGGCUGGCACUGCUGAAAGGACUCGUAUCUCUCCUUAUGACGUCACGGAGAGAGAACACGAAGAAUCGCCCGCAGAUCCUGGAUGACCCGACAGUUCCCCAAAUUUCUGAACCUUUGCCGAUGUUUAUUCAGCAAGCCGCCUCUGCUAAAGCCAUCGGGAUGUUGGCACGGGAGUCCCCCCAGCUGUGCGAGGAUCUGAUCCAGCUGAGAGUCGUCCAUCACCUGCUGUACGCCAUGGGGAACACGGAGCACACAGACAGCCAGAGACAGGCCAGCCUGGCCUUGGAGUAUUUUGUGUCGUCGUUUCCUACGGUGGAGGAAGAUGUGCGGACAGCAAUCGGGGAGAAACUAUUCCGCAUGCUGAUGGAGAAUGCUGAGAUAUUGUACAUGAAGCUGGACAGAGUUCACAUUGAAAUCCUAAUCUCCAACCAAGUGAACGUCCCCAGAGUAAAGGAAGAGUCCCGACACUGA